UUUGUUAAAUUAACUGAACAAUAUUGCAAUAAUCAUGUUACCAUUAUUACGAGUACAUUUACAAUAUCAAUGUAUUUUACAAAAUUAUUUUUACAUAACAUUUCUAAUUGUGUUUCUUCUAUGCAUUGGAGUUCAUGGAGAUUCUCAUGGCUGGGGUUACGGAGAAGAUGGAUCAGAUCAAGAUUGGCAGGGACUAUGUAGAACUGGAAAACUACAAUCUCCAAUUGAUCUAUCACCACAAACAUCGGCAAUAGGAAAACUAGGAAAAUUGGAGUUAAAUAAUUUUAAUGUGCCUCAAGAAGUCAAUAUAAUAAACAAUGGUCAUACACUUCAAAUUAAUUUAAAAAAUACAAAUGAAGUCGAAAUAAAAGGAGCUGGUUUACCAGAUACAUACAGUCUUCAACAAAUUCACUUUCAUUGGAAAUCUGAACAUGCCGUAUCUGGACGGCGAUUUGCGUUAGAAUGCCAUUUGGUACACAAAAAUACUAAGUAUUUAACAAUAAAAGAUGCUCUUAAAAACAAAAAUGGGAUUGCUGUUUUGGGUGUACUGUUUCAUAUAUCAACAAUCGAAAAUGAAGAUUUGGCAAAUAUUUUAAAUAUUAGUUCACCAGUCAGAGAAACUCCCGAUUCAAAUGAAGUUACACACACAAUACAUAUUGAUCAACUUUUACCAGAUGAUUUGACAUCAUUCUAUAGGUAUCGGGGGUCACUCACCACACCAACAUGUGAUGAAGCCGUUGUUUGGACAGUAUUUACUGAAAGUCUGCCAAUUACGGAUAAACAGUUUGAAAUAUUCCAAUCUCUUAAAACUCACAAUGGAGACUUAAAAGCAAACAACAGACCACUAAAGCCACUUGUUGGACGUUUAGUUACAUAUCAAAAAUUCGAAUAUCUAACUACUGUAAGUAGCCGUAGCGCAAAAACA
Chrysoperla carnea is the source of this 925-nucleotide messenger RNA. Its product is annotated as putative carbonic anhydrase 5. Gene Ontology annotation, molecular function: carbonate dehydratase activity; zinc ion binding. The record is from RefSeq and is a predicted model, not a curated record. Gene Ontology annotation, cellular component: cytoplasm. The transcript has 7 exons. Lineage: Eukaryota; Metazoa; Arthropoda; Insecta; Neuroptera; Chrysopidae. The annotation marks the transcript as partial.